Molecule: messenger RNA, 558 nt
Organism: Musa acuminata AAA Group (dessert banana)
Lineage: Eukaryota; Viridiplantae; Streptophyta; Magnoliopsida; Zingiberales; Musaceae
Exons: 1
Coding region: 1-408 (135 amino acids)
Source: RefSeq, a predicted model, not a curated record
AUGGCGUGGUUCUACACCGAGAGGGGACCUCCAUGGAAGCGCGGGUGGACGCAGCAGACGCUGUCCUCCAUCUCCUUCCCUCCUCCACAGCUCAUCGCCGUCUUCGCCAUCGUCGUCCUCUUAUUGUCCAUGUCGUGGCACGUGGACUACAAGACGCAGGUGCGGCGCGCCGAGGCCGGAUUCCGGCUGCUGAUGCUCUUCCUCCCGGUGGCGCUCAUCUUCGUCGCCCGCUACAUUAUCUUGGACGGGAGGUUCGUGUUCCAGUUGCCUUGGCCGGGCCAGGAGGACAUGCGCCGUGCGCAGAGCUCGCCGUGGGGGGUAGCGGUGUUGGUGGGAUUGCUGCUGGUGAUGGCCUCUUAUCAGCCCUCGUUCCAUUCUCAGUGGCUCAGGCCAUGGAGGGUUGACUAGGCCACACAGGCCAUGUUGGUUGGUGCAGUAGCCGCUGUGCUUGCCUUGGAGGAAGUUACUGUAAGCAUAAAUAUAUGUAAUUAUGUUAUGUUAAUAAUACGGAAAUAACCUAAAUGUCACGAUUGAAAUCAAUGCAUAGAUCUAAUUAUA